AUGUCAUUAUUUAACACUAAGUAGUUUUGGGGAACAAGAGUAGGUCCUGAAGAAUUUGAUGAAUAACAUCUUUUCGUAGACAAUUCAAUAAUUUAUGUUGGCUCAUAUUCAGGAAAUUUAAGAAUCUAUUAACCUUAAAGAGGUGAUUAUAAACCUACACAUCUAAAAUAAGAAAUCAAUUUGCAAGAUCCUAUAUUAUAAAUUCUAAUUGGAUAUUUUGGCAAUAAAUCUCUUUGUGUCUUAUUUCCUAAAAGAGUAGUAUUUUACACUUUAGAUAUGGAAAUACUAAAAGAACAUAAAUUAUAAAGAAAUGGAUUUAAUAUGUGUUCUGGUUAGUUUGGUUAAGGAAGAAAGGAUCUUAUAUGUAUACAAAGUUGUGAUGCUUGUCUAAUGAUUUAUGAAUAAGAAUAAUUACUGCAUAUUUGUUAAUUGAGUACAGAAUAUUUUCCAUUGCCUGGUCCUAUUAUUUAUUCAUAAUAAUUAGAUUCAUUUAUUUUAUAAAACAGUUGUUAUGAAUUGGAAUGUUAUAAAUAUGCAAAUUUAUGUACAUUAUAAAAGAAAAGAGCUUAGCCUAAUUGGACAUUGAAUUUAGGGGAAUAAGCAUAAAAAAUUAUUGAAAUUUCAUCAUAGAAUAUUUUCUAUGUUAUUUGUGAAUAGAUGUUAUUUCAAGUAUAAUAAAGUGGGAUUAUAUUUCAUUAAAAAAGAUUGGAUUAUCCUCCUGCUUCAAUUUUAGUAACUGAUAUUCAUACAUUGAUAAUAACAUCAUUUACUCAUCAUUUAAUGAUAUAUAAGGAUUUGAAUUUAGUGUGGGCAGCAAAAACUGAUCAUGUUUGUCAUGGUAUUUCUAUUGGAAAAUUUGAUGAUAUUGAUAAAUUAUUAGUUGUAUUGAAUGAUGAAGGAUAUCUCUAAGUAAUAUUUUUAGGUACAGAAUAAAUUUCUAUACAAAAACAAUUUUAAAUUGAAUAAUAACAUUCUUAUCAAUAAUUAAAUGAAUUAUAUACUGGAACUCUAUAAUAGAUCUAAUUAAAAGAGGGUAAUCCAGUAAUUGAAUAAAAUGAAAAAUCCUCAUUGUAGAUUAAUGCAGAAAUAAUCAAAUUAGCUCCAACUAGAGAUUAUAUUGAGGAUAAAGAAAAUUAUUUAUAAGUUGAAUCUUUAGUAAUUUAAUGUUUAGUUUAUUUAAACAUAACAUCUAAAUAAUUAAUAGAAAACUUAUAAGUUUAAUUAGUAUAUGAUGAAUCUAUCUUUAUCACCAAUCCAAGAUUCGAAAUCAAUGUUUUAUAAGGAACUAUCAUACAUGAAUUUAAUGUUUAUUCUACUAAGAAUUGUCCAAUUGAUAGAGUUGUAAAAGUACUUUGUAAUCAUAAAAAUGGAUGUUAUUAAACAGAAUUCACUUUACCACUUAGUUUGUUUUGCUAUAUGAUUUAACCUGAAAAAAUUGCUAAAUAUAGAAUAACAGUUAAUGUAAAUAAUUUAUCAAUUUAUAACACUUUUAAAGAUAUAAAACCUAUAGAUUCAUCUUUACUUAAUUAAAGUUUAAUGACAUUAUAAAUGACUAAUUCUACAGUUUCUAUUUUAGCAAAUAAAUAAAAUGAUAGAUGGAGACUUUAAAGUGAUAAUUUUGAAGCUAUUAGUUUUCUAUUACAUGAACUUGUUGUUAGAGAACGUGAAAAUGUAAAAUAUACUGAGGAUGUUCCUUUGAAAGAUAUAUUUGGUGUUAUUGAUGAGCAUUUCACAUUAAAAUUAUCAUUAAAAGAGUAUGAAAAAGAUUUAGAAUAAAAGGCUACUGAAUUUAGAGCUAUUUAAAAGAAAAUCUUAUAAAGAUUCAAAGAAAAUAAUCCAGCUUCAGUUGAAUCAAUGAAUUCAUUAUUGGAAUUAUGUUUUUAGUAAUUUAUAUAAUUAAUGGAUAACACAUAAAAAUGUUAGAAUAUUUUCAAAUAAUUAUAACAUAAUUUAUAAUGUAUGAUUCAUUUGAUGUUACUAUUGUGUUAUUUAAGAUUUAAAAUUACAUAAGAAUAACUAGAAGAGUUAAGACGACUAUUCUAUUGUGAUAAAGUAAUAAUUUAAUAUUAUUUAUUAUAAGGAUUGGGAAGAAGAAGUCUUUAUUAAUAUAAAUUAUUACUUAAAGGGAUAAAUUCCAGAUGUUGUACAUGAAAAUACUUAAAAAAUUAAAAAAAUCAUUACAAUGUUGAUUGAUAAAUUAUCUAAAUAAUGA
Messenger RNA from Paramecium pentaurelia, 2212 nucleotides. NCBI's taxonomy places the organism in Eukaryota, Ciliophora, Oligohymenophorea, Peniculida, Parameciidae. The record is from the annotation of a GenBank genome assembly.